AUGAAGCUCUUCUAUCAAAGGAAACACACACUACCAUCUCUGGCACCUGAAAUAGUCCAAUCCAUCGGUCAAGAGCUCGGAUUGUCCGAUAUCAAGAAUCUUCGCCUAACGUGUAAAGUCAUGGCUGACCUCCUGCUGUAUCGAAUGUUUCGGACACUGGACUUACAGAUAUCAAGAUUGAACAUGGAAGACGGGGUUCAAAAAAUCGAGGCGCUAUCAAAGGGGUGUGGUGCUACUUCAGCAGUGCGGGAACUUUCUAUCGGGUCACUUUCACCGUUAAAUGAUCCAACAUUCCUCCACUACUCCGUAUAUGACGUUCAAACCAAUCAAUGGGUUCCCGUUCCCUUCCCUAAACCUCCUCCUGAGGUGGUCAAAGCUGAAGAGAGGCUGAAUCAAUAUCUUUUCGAUGCUAUUACUUCCAUGAGGGGGUUAUACCGAGUUAAAUGGGCGCCUGGUAAAUAUGAUGGCGACCCUGUCUAUAGACAUAUUUUGGACGCUUUGAAAUCUCUGCCCAACUUACGCUCCCUUGAGAUUCAUUUUUGCAAAUUCCAAAUCCCGCUGGAACUAGAUAUGUUUAGAGGUCUUGACGAGCUAGUUGUGUCAACAGUUAAAUCCUCGCCACUUCUACAAGACGAAAUUCUUGAAAACCUUGCCAAAGCCAUUGCUCAAAAUCCGGAUCUAAAAUCACUGACAGUUACCGGUAUCUCACACUUUGGACGACCCGAGGCCAAUAGAUACCAGAGCCUUCACCAACUAUUCAAAUAUUGCUCGACGACGGCACCUCUUCGCCUCCGAAGCUUGAAAUUGAAGUAUUUUCUUAUACGUCUAGACGACAUUAACAUAAGACACCUACAAUGCUUGACAACUUUAAGCAUCACACACGUUGACGAUCCGAACUAUAUGUCCCCCCGUCUUGUCCAGCGCGGUUACUUUUUUGAUGAAAAACGUCAGCCACUCAUUCAGGAACGGAAGCUUUACGGAUCGAGUACUGAAGAAAUUUGGCAGAAACUCAUUUCGACUGGGAUCCAUCUGGAAAAGAUUGCCGUUGGCGGAGUGCCGAAAUCGCUUCUUGAUUACCUCUCAUCGUAUUCAGGGCUGAAGGAACUGAGUCUAAUUCCAGGAGGGUUUGACGAAGGCGCCACAUCCGAUGCCAUGGCUAUUAGGUUCUUUAAUUCGACCCUCAAGAGCCAUGCCAACUCACUGGAAUUGCUUCGUGUCCUACCACACUACGAGGGCGAAUGGUGCUUCAGCUCCCGCAACAGUAAACAAAUUUCGACUCUAACAAAGCUAAGACACCUGGCCGUUUCCAUCAAACUAUCCGAUUUGAAGUUGGUGUCAAUUACAAGCAACAUUCAAGCACCCCUUCUUUCACAACAAGACGCAGUAGUAAGUUAUCUAAUUUUUUAUUGUCAAGUGCCCAAAAUAACGACUCUCAUGAUGGCACAGACACUUUUUCUUGAUACAACACUGACCCAUAUGCCCAAUAUUGACAGCAUCGAUAUCAGGGCCUCCGUGUUGGAAAGCCAUCGAGGUGUUAAAUGCGCCACUAUUCCCGGACAAUACUCCAGGGAAGUUUACAAGGAAAUUGUAAAAUGCAUAACGUGCUAUUCUGCGCCACUAUCUUGCCAACGCCUACCAACUCUAGAGACAGGCUUUACCAAAAUGAUGUUUGUGGGAAUGCGUACUAUGCUUACUUCCAGCAGUGACAACGAAAAUCAAGACGUCUCAAGCUUGCUGAAAUACGUCGAGGCUACACCAAACAUCACAACACGCCGCAGACGGCCUUUGCCUGAAGCAUAG
Molecule: messenger RNA, 1800 nt
Organism: Psilocybe cubensis
Lineage: Eukaryota; Fungi; Basidiomycota; Agaricomycetes; Agaricales; Agrocybaceae
Exons: 3
Coding region: 1-1800 (599 amino acids)
Source: RefSeq, a predicted model, not a curated record